This is a messenger RNA of Eucalyptus grandis, 1148 nucleotides long. RefSeq names its product stress-related protein. Lineage: Eukaryota; Viridiplantae; Streptophyta; Magnoliopsida; Myrtales; Myrtaceae. The transcript has 3 exons. The record is from RefSeq and is a predicted model, not a curated record. The coding region runs from base 122 to 829 and encodes 235 amino acids.
UCCGCCUUCCCCUCAUAAAACCAAGUCCUCCUCGUAACGUUCGCCAACUUUCCUCAGCAGAAGCCGUUCCUUCGCGAGGCCUCCUUUCGCGUCCCCUUCGUUAGGGUUUAGAGAAAGAGCAAUGGCGGAUUCCGAGCCCAGACCACAAACCGAGAACGUGGAGCACGACGAGAGGAGGAGGCUCAAGUACCUGGAUUUCGUCCAGAUGGCCGCGAUCUACAUGGUGAUCUGCUUCUCCACUCUCUACGAGUUCGCCAAGGAGAACUCCGGCCCGCUCAGGCCGGGUGUCCAGACCGUCGAGGCCACCGUCAAGACCGUCGUCGGCCCGCUCUUCGACCGGUUCCACCACGUUCCCUUCGAGAUCCUCCGCUUCGUCGACUCCAGGGUUGACGAGUACGUGCACGAGCUGGACAGCCUCGUGCCGUCGCUGGUGAAGCAAGCGUCGAGCCAGGCCCGAGCCGUGGCCUCGGAGGUGCGGCGCGCCGGCCUCGCGGGCGCCGCCCGGAGCGGGUGCAAGAGGCUGGAGCCGGCGGCGAGGGAGAUCUACGAGAAGUACGAGCCGGUGGCGGAGGAGUACGCGGUGGCCGCCUGGCGCCGCCUGAACCGGAUGCCGCUCUUCCCCCAGGUGGCGGAGAUGGCGGUGCCCACGGUGGCCUACUGGGCCGAGAAGUACAACCGGGCGGCGUGCUACGCGGCGGAGAGGGACUACCCGGCGUCGGGAUACCUGCCGAUGGUCCCGCUGGAGCGGAUCGCGAAGGUGUUCGACGAGGCGGAGCGUGGGCCGGGCGCCGCAGCCGCCGCGAACGGGGAGGUGGCGACGGCCGAAUAACCCCCUUUUUGGCUUUCCGUAGGGUCUCGCGUUUGCUUUCGAGGGUUCCGUUUGGUUCGAUUGUUAAGUCUUCCCUCCCGUCUCUUUAGUCUUUAGGCCGAUGAUGGGAAUCUUGUUAUCGGGUGAGACGUCGCCAAUUAGAUGAUGUUCGAUGUUUCCACUUGAUGGUCCAAUUCAUGUCAUCGAUGUUUGAUACGAUAUGACGACAUGACCCAAUGCGUGAUCACCGAGCUUUACUAACCCAAAUAUCUCUGAUCGCGCUGAAGGAUAAAUAUCUCCAUUUCGAUCAAGGUGAAUUCAAGUCAUAUAUUUUUCGACA